This is a messenger RNA of Kockovaella imperatae, 2051 nucleotides long. RefSeq lists its product as hypothetical. NCBI's taxonomy places the organism in Eukaryota, Fungi, Basidiomycota, Tremellomycetes, Tremellales, Cuniculitremaceae. Bases 60 to 1997 code for a protein of 645 amino acids. Gene Ontology annotation, cellular component: nucleus. Gene Ontology annotation, molecular function: metal ion binding; RNA binding. The transcript has 7 exons. The record is from RefSeq and is a predicted model, not a curated record.
AUUUCUUUGAUAGUAGACCCGUCUUCGAGGACUCGUCCGCAAAAGUUCAGCUCUGCGCCAUGUCUGAUCCAGUCAGUGCGAUGUUCACAGCGGUGAAAGACCUGCCAGAAUUCAAAGGAUGGCUCAUAUCUACGCUGGAACCAAUGUGUGAUGCGGACCCCGUCGUCAUGUCGGACUACAUUGUUGCAUUAUUGGAGCAUGAUGCAGUCAUGUCGGAAGCUCAGUGGAAGGAGUUCAUCACUCGAGAGUUGCUCGAUUUUCUCGAAGACCAAUCGAAAAGCUUCGUUGAUCUACUCAUUGACACGAUCAAAUCGAGAUCCUUCGUGCCUUCGGCUCCAGCCGAGUCUGUCGACAUUCCGGGAACGGAAACAGCCCCGGCUCUUGCGCCGUCCCUAGUGUCUUCUUAUCGGCCUGGUCCAGCACUUGAAGCUCCAACGGGACCAUCUCAGAACGCUGCUGGACCUUCGACCACUCGACGACCGACAAAUGGCCAUGCGGACGAAGGGAUGGAUGUUGACAGGUCGACACAACCACGAAAGAGAUGUUUCGACUACCAUGAAAAAGGCUUCUGUAUGCGAGGUGCCAAUUGUCCAUAUGAGCACUCUGACGACAUGAUCAUACCUACGCCUGAGAUGAUGAUGGCUUCCAUGCCGUUCAUGCCGCCACAACAGAAUGGACGUGGGCGAGGCGGAGGCGGAGGACGUGGAGGCAGAGGACGGGGCGGAGGGAGAGGCGGACCACCGGGCAACAUGAUGCAGGGUCCUGGAUUCCCUUUCAUGGGUCUGCCGUUUGGGUUCCCGCCGGGCAUGAUGGCAGGCGGAGGAGGAGACGAUGCUCGCAAUAAUUUCUGGGGAAUCAAUAAACCUCCGAGCGAUCGUAAUGGAACGACACUGGUCAUCACUGAUAUCCCUAGACAAAGUCUAUCAGUACCAGUCAUACGAGAAUAUUUUGCUCAAUUUGGUCAAGUUACCAACGUCGCAAUGGAGAAACACUCGUCUCGCGCUUUGGUCAGUUUCGAGACCAACAAGGAAGCAUAUCAAGCUUGGAAAAGUGACGAAGCCGUCUUUGGGUCUAGACAUGUCAAAGUUCUAUGGCAUCGACCCAGACCUGGUCAAGGAGAAGCGGGUAAACAGGCGUUGGAGAAGUCCGCCGAGGUCGUUGCGAGGCUCAAAGCAAUGGAGGCCAACGCCGUCCCUCAAACCAAAAAGGCUAUCCUCUCGGGACCCGAAAGUCGACUAGCGGCGACCUUGGCGGAGCUUGAAGCUAAGGAGAGGAGAGGCAAGAAGGAGACCUUGAUUGCGGAACAGAAAGUCCUGCUGAAGAGAGCUCAGGAGGGAUCGAAAGAGGAAAAGGUUGCCAUUUUGGGACGUUUGAAGGAAAUCACCAAGGAAAUUGAAGUCUUGGAUAACCCUCCGAAAGAGGAUCCAGCUCUAGCGGAUGGUGAUGUUGAGAUGGGCGAGAAAGAUAAAUUAGUGGAAGAGCUGGCUAGGCACGGAAUGGAGACCAAAGCUCAAGGCGAUCAAGCUGAAUUGAUGAAGCUCAACGCUCAGCUCUCUGCUCUUCGCGACAAGGCCAGCACGCUCGGGAUUCCCGCCUCGACGGCAGCUCGAUAUUCACCUUACUCUCGAGGUAGUCCUCGUGGUGUCAGAGGAGGCCGAGGUCGAGGCCGUGGACGAGGAGCUCCCAUGCGACUUGACAACCGGACACGAGUGAUCCACCUAUCUGGAGAUGCGUUACAUUCGGGAGCCGACACGAUCAGAGAGUAUUUCGAAAGUACAGGUGGUGUCCUUGAGCCGGUCGAAGAUGGAGUCAAGGUCGGUUAUCCCAAUCGCGAAAUGGCAGAGAAAGUCCUCGCAGCUGGUACGAAAGCCAUUCCGAGCCUGAGUGGCACUCUAAACGCUACAUGGUAUACUUCUUCCAGCGGAGCCCAGAACGGGGCCGCCGAGGUGGAGAUGGUGGAAGAGUCACAAAGAGGAGAACGAGAAGACGAAGAUUAGUCAUGUACAAUAUGCCCGGUCGAAGCCGGAUGUAUGCAGAAGUAUGUAAAGAUG